CUUGGGGCGCGGGCGGGCGCGCUGACCGAGGCCCGGAAGCGGACGGAGGCGGCCCGGGUCGCCGCCGUCUAUCUGCCAUGAACGAGGCCGACCGGCAGCUCCUGCGGCGGAGCCGGCUGAGGCUGGUCCGCGAGCUGCAGGUGGACUCGCUCUGGGACGCUCUGCUAACCCGCGAGCUCUUCACGCCCGACAUGAUCGAGGACAUCCAGCGCUCUGGAUCUCGGCGCGAUCAGGCCAGGCAGCUGAUCAUAGAUCUAGAGACUCGAGGGAGUCAAGCCCUGCUUUUGUUCAUCUCCUGCUUAGAGGACACAGGCCAGGACACACUGGCUUCGUUCCUGAGAACGAGUAGCCAAGCCGCCAAGCAGAAUCCGGAGGCCAUCAGACCCUCGGACCUCCCGCCUGUGGUGCUCGGACCAGUGGGCCUCAAACCAGAGGAGCUGAGAGCAGUGAAGCAGGACCCAUCAAAGCUGACUCCAGGAAAACUCACUCCAGUGGUGCUGGGGCCCGAGGAGCUCUGGCUGGCCAAGCUCAGGCCAGAGGUUCUCAGACCAGAGGUGCCCAGGCCAGUGGACAUUGGUUCUGGAGGAUUCAGUGAUGUCCGUGCUCAGGACAGAUUGAGGGGAAACGCCGAUUUGGCGUACGUCCUGAACGCGGACCCCUGUGGCCACUGCCUCAUCAUCAACAACGUGAACUUCUACCUGGCGUCGGGGCUCGGCAGGCGCGUCGGCUCCGACAUUGAUUGCGAGAAGCUGCGGCAGCGCUUCAGCCUGCUGCAUUUCGUGGUGGAGGUGAAGGGCGACCUGACCGCCAAGCAAAUGCUCCGGGCCUUGGGGGAGCUGGCACGGCGCGACCAUGGUGCUCUAGACUGCUGCGUGGUGGUCAUCCUCUCUCACGGCUGUCAGGCCAGCCACCUCCAGUUCCCGGGGGCUGUUUAUGGCACAGACGGAUGUCCUGUGUCCAUCGAGAGCAUCGUGAACAUCUUCAAUGGAGCUGGCUGCCCCAGCUUGGGAGGGAAGCCCAAGCUCUUUUUCAUCCAGGCCUGCGGUGGGGAGCAGAAAGACCCUGGGUGUAAGGUGGACUCCACUUCCCCUGAAGACAGGACCCCUGGCAGUGACUCUGAGCCAGACGCUGUCCCGUUCCAGGAAGGCCCAGGCACCUUCGACCAGCCGGAUGCUGUGUCUAGUUUGCCCACACCCAGUGAUAUCUUUGUGUCCUACUCCACCUUCCCAGGCUUUGUCUCCUGGCGGGAUCCCAAGAGCGGCUCCUGGUACGUCGAGACCCUGGAUGGUGUGUUUGAGCAGUGGGCUCACUCUGAAGACCUGCAGACCCUCCUGCUCAGGGUAGCUCACGCUGUUUCGGAGAAAGGAGUUUACAAACAGAUUCCUGGUUGUGUUAAUUUCCUCCGGAAAAAAUUUUUCUUUAAAACUUACUGAGGCCAGAGCCCCUCACCCUGCCUUCUCUUUACCCCCAAACCUUCCUGCUCCAGGCCCGGCGGCGGCUGAGGCCUGGGCCUUCCUCCAACCACAGCUGCCACGUUUGGCGGCCUGUAGAGAGUCUUGUUUCCCCACUGGCGGCAGACAGGCUCUUACGAGCUUCCCAAUUGGAGACACAUGAUCGGCGCUGGAGGAAGAGGAAGCAGAAGCACGCCAGGGUCAUCAUGCCGCUCUCCACCAGCGCCUGGUUCUUGGCUAAUAACCGUGGUCUGUGACCCCUGUUUUCUCUGGGGCAGGGCUUCUAAGCCUCGGCAUAGUGACAUUUGGGGCCAGGUCAUUCUUUGUUGUGGGGCCUUCCUGUGGAUUGUAGGAUGUUUGGCUACUGGCCUCUAUCCACUAGAGGCCAGUAGCAACACCCUUGAGUAGUGACAGCCAAAAAUGUCCUCACACAUUGCCGAAUGUCCCUUGGUGGGCCACUUGAGAACCGCUGAUCUGUAGGAACUUUUGGCUGCAAACCAGCCAGCAUCUCCCUUGGAUCAGCAAGUUUGGGGCAACUAGAGUCUGAACAGCUGGAAUCUGAAUCCUAAAUGAAGUUUUAAAAAUUAUUAAUUUUUCCUGUAUUGCAAUAUUCUUAAAAAAAUAAAUCUUAGGUGAAUAUGGA
Molecule: messenger RNA, 2094 nt
Organism: Equus quagga
Lineage: Eukaryota; Metazoa; Chordata; Mammalia; Perissodactyla; Equidae
Gene: CASP9
Product: caspase 9
Exons: 9
Coding region: 78-1433 (451 amino acids)
Biological process (GO): apoptotic process; regulation of apoptotic process; intrinsic apoptotic signaling pathway in response to DNA damage
Cellular component (GO): cytoplasm
Source: RefSeq, a predicted model, not a curated record